Babjeviella inositovora NRRL Y-12698 is the source of this 1194-nucleotide messenger RNA. It is a transcript of the gene CYS3, whose product is annotated as cystathionine gamma-lyase. Lineage: Eukaryota; Fungi; Ascomycota; Pichiomycetes; Serinales. Bases 1 to 1194 code for a protein of 397 amino acids. The transcript has a single exon. Gene Ontology annotation, biological process: transsulfuration. Gene Ontology annotation, cellular component: cytoplasm. The record is from RefSeq and is a predicted model, not a curated record. Gene Ontology annotation, molecular function: pyridoxal phosphate binding; cystathionine gamma-lyase activity.
AUGUCUCCUAUCAACCAAAACUACGGUUUCGCCACCAAGGCCAUCCACGCCGGCUCUGCUGCCGAUGCUGUCACCGGUGCGGUGAUUCCAGCCAUCUCUCUCUCCACCACCUUCGCUCAGUCCGCGCCGGCUGUUCCUUUGGGCGUCUACGAGUACUCUCGUUCCGACAACCCAAACCGUAACAACUUGGAAACCUGCAUUGCGGCCUUGGAAAACGGUAAGCACUGUCUCGCCACCUCCUCCGGCUCCGCCUCCACCGCGCUUAUCCUCCACUCCUUGACCAAGGGCGACCACGUUAUCUCCAUCGGUGACGUCUACGGUGGUACUCACAGAUACUUCACCAAGGUGGCCAACACCCACGGUGUCGAAACCUCCUUCACCAACGACUUGUUCAACGAGUUCGAUUCUUUGGUCCGCCCGGAGACCAGAUUGGUCUGGAUUGAAACCCCAUCCAACCCAACCUUGUCCGUUACCGAUAUCGCCAAGGUUGCCGAAUUGGUCAAGGCCGUCAGAGCCACCGGCCAGGUCAUCCACUUGGUCGUCGACAACACCUUCUUGUCCCCAUACAUCUCCAACCCGUUGACCCUCGGUGCCGACAUUGUCGUCCACUCUGCCACCAAGUACAUCAACGGUCACUCCGACGUCGUUUUGGGGUUGAUCAUCGUUAACUCCGACGAGUUGGCUGCCAAGUUCCGCUUCUUGCAGAACGCCAUCGGAUGCAUUCCAUCCCCAUUCGACUCCUGGUUGGCCCACAGAGGUGUCAAGACCUUGCACUUGAGAGUUGAGCGCGCCUCCACCUCCGCCUUGAAGAUUGCUCGGGCGUUGGAAAAGAACGACAAGGUCAUAUCUGUCAACUACCCAGGCUUGGAGUCCCAUGCCAACCACAAAGUCACUCUCACCCAGCACCGCAACGGUCUCGGUGGUGGGAUGAUCUCCUUCAGACUCAAGGGUGGUGUCGCUGCCGUCAACGCGUUCUCCUCUGCCGCCAAGAUUUUCACCUUGGCCGAGUCUCUCGGUGGUAUCGAGUCCUUGUUGGAGGUCCCAGCCCAGAUGACCCACGCCGGUAUCCCACAGGAAGCCAGAGAGGCGUCCGGUGUGUACGACGACUUGGUCAGAUUGUCCGUUGGUAUUGAAGACGCCGAUGACUUGUUGAAGGAUGUCGAACAGGCUUUGGACAUUGCCACCGCCCUUUAA